Molecule: messenger RNA, 3157 nt
Organism: Opisthorchis viverrini
Lineage: Eukaryota; Metazoa; Platyhelminthes; Trematoda; Opisthorchiida; Opisthorchiidae
Exons: 23
Coding region: 1-2979 (992 amino acids)
Biological process (GO): cilium movement
Cellular component (GO): axonemal dynein complex
Molecular function (GO): dynein heavy chain binding; dynein light chain binding
Source: RefSeq, a predicted model, not a curated record
AUGGUUGUCGGCCUUAUCUCCAUGGGCUGUGAAACGCGUCCCGUGGUGCUUGGCCUAUUUUCCUCGGAGUACCGUUGCAUCUGGGGAGAACUACUACUUACUUCUGCCCUGUUUGAACAAGGUGAACGAAAACCAGUGAAAAACACGAACUUACUCAGCCCGGGAAUCUUGAUCGAAAGUCUAUAUUGGAUCAACAUUGAAUCAACAUUCAAGGUCUCUGUUACCAUAACAACGCGUAACUAUUCAAAAGUGUUAGCUGUCACGCUGGAGUCCUCAACUCGACAAAUAAAGGAUGCAACUCCGUUGGCACAGUCCAAAAAGAAUUUGGGACAGGUUUUGAGGAAGAGUGCACUCGUUCUUGGCUCACGCGUAUCAAGCUGUGUUUCCAAGAAGUCUGAAGGUGAAAAACGCCAGUCUAGACCAUCAAUAAGAUUGAUUGACGCCAAUGGCACUGACCUUACACCGCUUCCACUUUUACCUGAGGAUAGGAGGAAUAAAGAAGAGAAAGAUAUAAGCACUGAGUUCUCUCAGACUUCAGUGCAGAGUGGGAGUAGUCUACACAUAACAAAUCCAUUUGCUUUCACUCGUUCGUUCGUCAGUGGAUCGAGUCCAACAGGAGAUUCUAACUCUGAGGUCAGCGAUGAGAAUGUGGACAGGUUCAGGGGUUACGCGGAGGUCAAAACGCUGGCCCAGCCGCAAAGAGAGGUUUUGUCGGAAGCCGAUUUGAACAAGUUGGUGGAUGUUAAAAUCGCUGAAACUGACACAUUCUGGAUAUUUGAUCGCGCCCCAACAGUUACGUCACAAGACGCCGAUGACGCACAACAACAAACCAAACGCACUGCAGCGUACAAGGCAUUACUUGCAGCCAGAGCUGGAAACGACCGAUACAUGGAACGUGGAAUGAAUACAUCCAAUAAUCCUGUGAUUUCCAAGUCUGUCCAGACAAUACGUAUCAUUACCCAUGAGCGUGCUGCAAUGGCAACCGUAUGGGACAUGGCAGACACGUUUAAGGAAGAAGAAGCUACGGAACACUCAGAUGUGAGAAUUCAGAUGCGCCCAACAUACGCUGGUGGAAUAGUGGUAACACGCUCGCCUCGCAUGUCAGGUGUCCGGAUUUCAAACCCCGACACGGCCACUGGAUGUGCACUGCUGAUGAGCUCUAACAACAGCGAAACUCGAGUCCAAUGCUCCCCCCUUUGGAGGACGACUGUUCAAAACGAGAAUGAUGUAAGACUGAAAACCGUAUACUUGAAGUAUGGCCUUGCAGGAGGAACCGCGGACCAGACAAAUCGGGCCGUCUUACAGGACUUCGCUGUGGCCGCUGAGCCUAUUGUAGGGGCUACAGACAGUGCUGGCUUAGGAAAUUCUACUACACCCAAAGAUACGAUGGUGUCCAACUCUGAGUCCGACCUUUUUGGUUUCCGCUACAGUGCUGUGACACAGACUAACUUUUACCCGAAGGCAAUGGAUAUUCUCAAACUUCCUAGGUUGGUACAAGAUAUCGACCGUAUGGAGCGAGCAUUGAACGUCAACACUUACUACGACAAACUUUUGCAAUAUGAAGCCUUGCACCUUCGAACAAUAAUGACCCCAUUGACCCUCGAUCGGUCGGACACUGAUCCCUCAAGCACAGGCCCCAAAGUUCCCGGUAUGAGAACUCCAUCGCUGGAUGAUAAUUCAGCUGGACAGCCACCUGGCGCCAAGCACUCCAAUGCAGGUGGGACAGCAAGUGGGCACAGCAUGGGCAGCACUUCACAAACUGGAAUACCACUGCAUGGGAAGGGAGUUGACGUAGACAGCCCUGCUGCAACAAUGAAUCCAGAUACAAGUCUCCUGUGGAGAUAUCAGUGUCAUCUGACAAAAGGUCGAAACGUUACGGAUAUGGCGUGGAAUAAAGAGAAUCCAAAUAUUCUGGCAGUGGGCUACGGAAAGUUUGAAUUUGAAAAUCAAAAGAAAGGUUUGGUUUGCUGCUGGUCAUUGAAGUUCAUUGAAUAUCCGGAACGAUUUUAUGAAACACCAAGUGCAGUUACAGCCGUGGGCUGGUCAAAGAUUCACUCAAAUCUUCUAGCGGUUGGGAUGUUCAGUGGCGUAAUCUACGUAUAUGACGUCAGAAAAAAUGACCCUACUCCGGUAAUUGACACAACGCAUGCAGCUGGACGGCACCUGGGGGCUGUUCGAAAGGUUCAGUGGGUUGUGCGUCAGUCUGGACGUGCAGAGAAUUUAUCCGAAGUCCUCGUGUCAGUUUCGACUGAUGGCCGCGUAACGGAAUGGUCUGUUCGCAAAGGAUUCGAUAGUACGGGUGACUGUGACUAUCACACAGACCUGAUGGUUCUCAAACGUUCCUACGUCAGCGCUCCUGGAACAGUGAACAAACCCAAACGUAGUGAGUCGUUAAUCUCACGAACCGCAUUUGGAUCUUGCAUGGCAUUCAACAAGCGUGAUCCAAGCAUCUAUGUGGUCGGUACAGAGGAGGGACCCAUCCACAAAUGCUCUUGUUCAUACAACGAACAGUAUUUGGAAACAUUCCUUGGCCAUACAGCUCCAGUUUACCAAAUCGAAUGGUCUCCAUUCGUCCCAGACGUAUUUUUAUCGUGCUCUGCGGACUGGACGAUCAAGUUGUGGCACCUGGAUCACACCUCCGCUCUGACAAGCAUUCAGACACAUAUUAGCAUGGUUUCAUCCAUAUCCUGGUCACCAUACCACUCACUGAUUUUCGCAUCUGCGAACGAGUCAGCGCUGGAAAUUUGGAAUCUUGACAGCUCCACGAUCGAACCAUAUGUAAUCGAAACGGUGUCCAGUGAUUCCAACAUGACCUCGGUGCUUUUCUCUGAAUGCAGCGAUAGUGUACUUGUUGGCGAUAAUCAAGGUACGGUACACGUGUAUGGCAUGGAAGAUUUCCCAGAGACUCCAACAAACACUUUAUCUCAGGCUGCAACUCUUGCCGAAAUUCUUCAGACAUGUAUAAAAGACCAGUCUUGAUGGUGGUUGAUCAGAAGGACGACCAAAUAGCCGUUGAACUGGCUGUGUUUCUUCAAGGGCAAACAAGAAUAAAGUUACUACUAUUUGAACUGAGCACGCUUUAUUGCGCUUUGGGGAGGGAGAAAAACUCCCAAGUGUGAUGUGCUGUUUUAUAUCCGAUGUGCUGUUUAGUCCUGAA